Saimiri boliviensis boliviensis (Bolivian squirrel monkey) is the source of this 1495-nucleotide messenger RNA. It is a transcript of the gene TMEM238L, whose product is annotated as transmembrane protein 238 like. The record is from RefSeq and is a predicted model, not a curated record. Lineage: Eukaryota; Metazoa; Chordata; Mammalia; Primates; Cebidae.
CCAAGACGCGCUGGCUCACUCAUUUGCUCACACCCAGCACAUCCAGCAGGCAGAGAAGGCAGCAGCAGGCAGGACCGCCACCCUCCCAUGCAAAUCACCCCCAGGAGUGCCGCCGGGCUCCUCCUGGGCAAUGCUCCUGGGGCGUCUGUGGGGAAGAUGCCAUCCCGGGCGCUGGGCACUUUUCCUCAUCCUCGCCAUCCUGCUCGACACAGUCGGCCUGGUCCUUUUGCUUCUGGGGAUCUUGGCCUCCCUGAGUUACUGGGACUUCCUUGUCUACACAGGCGCCCUGAUCCUGGCUUUCAGCCUUCUGUUUUGGAUCAUCUGGUAUUCCUGCAACAUUGAGGUGUCCCCCGAGAAACUGGAUCUGUAGUUUGGCCAUGGGAAGAGGAGAGACGCAGGUGCUGUAUGCAGACAUGUCUGUGAACCUCGGGCUCUUGGGCACCAGCAUGUUACAGCUUCUACCUAGCAAGCCCCGCCAGGACCAGGUCCCAUCUGAUGAAGGAGAAUCAAUUCAAGGAGAUGCGCUCUCUUUACAGCACACCCUUUAACAGCAUCCAGGAAGCUGCAAUGGAGAGGCUUUUAAAGUAUUCACAAGGAUGCCCAAGAAUGGCGGUGAUGCCAGGCUUCUGGCAGGUUCCAGGCUCCAUCACAAGCUCAGCAUCCCUGCACCAGAUCUGACAUCGUUGCUGCUGUCCCAGCUGUCUAUGAAGGGCGUGAGUAGCUAUCAAGUUGUUAGAACAGCAGCUCUGCAAGGGGCUUAGACACCAAAAGAGAAGUCUCAUCCUCUGCAAUUCUCAUCAAUGUUCCGAUGUCAUUGUCAAAGCACUGAGAACCAAGCACAAGCACCGGAGUCCAAAUGGGAUCUCCUGCGAGCACAUAUCAAGAAGUAUUGUUGCUGUUUCUCCUCGUCGGCUCUUUGAACAGACUGUGUGGGCUCCUGGAAGGCUCCACUGUAUCUAUCCUUUGAUACUGUCCAGUUGGCACGUGGUAACAUAUUCCAACGUGUUGAUUGCAAACGUGAAUGUACAGCCAGUGCUGUGUGUGGGAGGACUCUCUCCUCCUCAGUGGGGGCCCCACUUGUUUGCACAGCCUGGCCAUGCAGUGGCUCAUAUUGAGCUUUUAACCAACUGAAACCUCCUGCACGUUUUUCUGACAAGCCGGUGACUCCUCUGCUAUGCUGUCCUUGUGUCAUUCAUUUUAUGACCUUAAGGGCAGGACUGUUUUUAUCUUAAGUUACGUCUGGUCAAGUACAGCCCAAAAACAGCAACUCUGAGGGUCAAGCCUGAUAGGCUAACCAGAUAGAUAUGCUCAGCUUCGUCAUCCACUGGAGCCUGACUGCCUCACUAAUUUAUAUUUCCCCUGGUCUAAUGUUGUAUUUUUUUAUUUAUAUUUCACCCUUAGAGUAUAUGUGUCUCUUAUAAGCUGCCUCUGAUCUUUCAUGGUAUGAGGUGGUUACCUAAAUAAAGAAGUAGAUUUGGUCUUUGUUUUCAUGUAA